Molecule: messenger RNA, 686 nt
Organism: Boleophthalmus pectinirostris (great blue-spotted mudskipper)
Lineage: Eukaryota; Metazoa; Chordata; Actinopteri; Gobiiformes; Gobiidae
Exons: 4
Coding region: 1-645 (214 amino acids)
Source: RefSeq, a predicted model, not a curated record
AUGCCCUCCCAGUGUGUCAGAUACCCUCUGUGUCAGGUCACACCACCCAAGGAGCUGGAGGAAGUGACUGGGAGUGCGGAGUUGCAGAGAUGCACCGGCGAGACCACAGUCCAAAAGGAGGCCACGGCCACGGCCACGGCCACGGACAUGGGCAUGGGCAUGGAGGCGGAGGGCAUGGAGACUGUGGAGGAGGAGGAGGAGGGCAUGGCCAUGGAGGCGGCUGUGGAGGAGGGCACGACCAUGGAGGCGGCUGUGGAGGAGGGCACGACCAUGGAGGCGGCUGUGGAGGAGGGCACGACCAUGGAGGCGGCUGUGGAGGAGGGCACGACCAUGGAGGCAGCUGUGGAGGAGGAGGGCACGGCCAUGGAGGCAGCUGUGGAGGAGGAGGAGGAGGUCACGGCCAUGGCGGCUGUGGAGGUGGCUACGAAUCUGGGCAUGGAGAGUGUGGAGGAGGGAAGGGCAAACACGGUGGUGGCAAGAGGGAGAAGAGACGAAGGCGCAAGAAGGGGCACAAGCAUCGCAAGUGCCACAAGAAAGGCAAAGAAUGUCAUGGGUCUUCCAGCAGCUCAUGCAGCAGCAGUGACUCAGAUUAAGAAGAAGAGGAUCCUGUUCUUUAUGUCCUUUAACAUUAGGCCUACAUCAUAAAAUUAUAUUUUUUGGGACUAAAAUGACAAUAAAAGUUUUCA